Messenger RNA from Chlamydomonas reinhardtii, 3010 nucleotides. RefSeq lists its product as uncharacterized. Bases 247 to 1797 code for a protein of 516 amino acids. The transcript has 11 exons. Gene Ontology annotation, biological process: protein phosphorylation. The record is from RefSeq and is a predicted model, not a curated record. Lineage: Eukaryota; Viridiplantae; Chlorophyta; Chlorophyceae; Chlamydomonadales; Chlamydomonadaceae. Gene Ontology annotation, molecular function: protein kinase activity.
CUAUAUCAUAAAGCAGCUUAUUGUCACCAUCACGUUCAAGCAAGGUCCGCCCGCUGCAGUCUCCAAGUUCUCAUGGCGACUGGUUGGAACCUCUAUGCGUUCAUUUUCGGCCUGGAAUAUCUGGAAGAUGAUGAGAAAGAGCAAUGCUUUUCGAUUCUGGACGGGCAAGGUUUCUCGGCACCGAGUAAGCGCCGAGCUUUCCUCGCUCUCGACGACGCCGACCUAGAGAAGUUAGGCAUCAGUCAGAUGAGCACGCGCAAGGCUCUGCUACUGGAACUUGCGGCCCCGCGCGCGGCGGCUGGCCUGGGGAGCGCGACCGGAAUGGGAGUUCAGACGACGGACACGUAUACGUACCUGCAGAAGUGCCUGCCUCCUUUCGACGCGCUCGCCCUGUGGGGCACACCGCUCCAUCUCCAGGAGUGCCUGGCUGCACGCAUAAGCCCUGCCCUCCCCGUGCCGGCGUCCGUGGCCAGACGCCUGUUCCUGCAGCACGCGGCGGGGCUUCAUUGGCCCCUGGUGUCGACGGCUGCCGCUCACGCGGCCGCAACGGCUGAGGCCCUGGCUACGCACGUUGGGCUCGUUAUGGACCUGGACCCCUACACCGGGUCGGAGAUGUACACUGCGCGCAACACCGGCAUCGUGGUGGAGGACACGCUGCGGCUCAUCAACAAGUACCGGUGGUCUGGGCCGCCCAUCACGCAGAUGGACCGGAACAAGGCAGGCACAAGCACGGCGACAACCGAGAGGAAGCGACCAGACUUCCUGUGCUGGGUCAAGGGGGCCCUGAUGUUCAAAGGCGAAGAGAAGGCGCUGUCGUCCGAGCUUCACCUUGCAAUCAGCGAGCUCACAAGCAAGAUGUCGACCGUGUGGGCAAAGGGGCUGCUGCCGCACUUGCAGCCGCCCUGCAUGCUGGCUUUCGCCGCGGCAGGCACGAUAUUGCAGUUCUUCUGCAUCCAGCAAAUACAGUCGGGCGGCGGCGGAGUGCAGGCGACGCCGAUCAGCGACAUGCUGGACCUGGCAACGGCUCCCGGUCGACUGCAGGCGUUGCUCUGCUCCUGCAACAUCUCGCGGCUGCUGGCGGGCUACGCUUCGCAAGCCCCCCUCGUGCCUCUGGAGAUGGGGCGGCUGGUGUCCUCGGAUGAUGGCAUGCGCACGUACUGCUUGCUUCCAGGCUGCUUCCGCAAAGUCAUUCGGGAGUUCGCCUCAGAGCACGCGCAGUACGGCAGCUUUGAGCUGCUCCAGUGCGUGUACCGCCAGAUGGCGCAGAAGAAGCACCGGAGCAAAAUCAUCCAGGCGUGCGACAUAGAUGGGCACAUCGGCCCGCGGCUGCUGGACAACACCUACACGGUGCAUCUGGCGCCGGUGGGGGAUCCCUGCUCAGGCCCACCCGCUGACCCGCUCGACCUGCCGUGUGCGGUGGCAGGCGUGCUGGGCGGCCUUGCAGCGCUGCAUAGCGAAGGCUUUGUGCACCGGGACGUCCGGUGGGCCAACGUCAUCUUCCUGCCCGCCGAGAAGCGAUGGCUCCUGAUCGACUUAGAUCACGCCGGCCGCAGCGGCUGCGACUGCAGUGGAGAGCCUUACCCGCUGCGGUUUUGGAGCAAGCGCACCCUCGACGACGGCAAGUACACGUUCCGCUCGGACCUGCGCAUGGCUGCGGAGCAGCUGCUGUGCGGACUGCCUUAUGACCUGGACGACGGCGGCAUAAACCUGCGGAUGCAGCUGCUGGAAGGCCAGCUCACGGCAACGCAAGCGCUGGAGCACGCAUGGCUGGCCCAGUACACGUCGUCGUCAGGGUGACUACCGUAUGUGCAUCGCGAGAGCGGUGGUGAUGGCUGAGUGCGCGGCGACUCGUGGCGCGGCGGUCUAUCUGGUGUGCAACUUUUGUGAAUUCCUGGCGCCGUCCCAAGUCCAGCGGUAGUCUUCAUACCGCAUGGGACUCGGCCUUGCCGAGCACGGAUGUGGGCGCUGGCUGGACGGGAGUCGCCAGCCGGAGAGUGCCAACGGCAUUCUGGAUGUAUGGCACGUACUGGCGAUGUCGACACGGGUGGUCGUGGCCCUUGGGGCCAGGGCCUGGGUGCGUGGCAGCUAGCGCCAUGCCGGCUUCAGAUGGGCGAGUUACACAUAAUGUCUCCAGGACCUAUAUUAUGAACGAGAUGUGGCCCAGGCGCUGCAGUUUGGCCACUAAUACGGCGCAGUUGGUGCGUAUUAUAUUUAGGUUUCCUAAGGAACCGGUAAAGGGUGCCAACCAAGGUGGUGUUGGUAGCUCUCGGGCACUGGUCGGGUACGCGCGUGCGGCUGCUGUUGGCAUGGCGACGACUGGUGUGCGGUGUAGAUUAGCGUGAAGGAACGCCCUGGGCCGCGGACUGGUGAACGGUGCAGCACAGCUAUGUGUACGAGGUGGCGACGCCAGCCAGCCCCGGCGUGAUGGCCAAGGGCAGCGCCCAGGGCAAGCGGUACACGUGGCAGAACGGUCAGAAUGAGCUGGCCGGCCGCGUGUGCAAGGGCUGCUACGCGGCACUCUGCAUUAAUUCGGUCGGCUGUGCACCCUCCGGGUCUGCGGCAUUGUGGUAGUCCUUGGCGUAGCCUCGAGUGUGAUGUUGCUGCGGUGGAGGAGGGGCGUGUGCGUAGGCCACCAGGGUUAGGAUGCAAGGGUAGUGUGAAGGAUGCAGAGGACGACAGGCAGGCUGGCAAGGGCAGUAGAAAGCUCAGGUUCUUUCCCCAUACUCAACCCUAUUGAGCUUCAGGAGAGCAUUACGCACGUACUUUCAGUUUUGUCAGGGGGAUUCCGGUGAGAGGUUCUGGGCCGCCAAAGUUGGGGGGUCUGUCCUCGUCCUGGGCAAAAGGGGGUCCAUUCUUGAAGUUGGUGAUCCGUCGGGUUUGGGGAGCCCAUCCUGGCGAUCUGGGAGCCCCCCCUGGCGGAUUUCUGGCAGCGCCCCACAAGCAGAACUAGGGCUCAAACGCAGCAGCACGAGGCUCAUAUGUGCAUGUUAUGAUGUAAUAAGCACAAACA